AUGUUUGAUGGGAAGAUCGCGUACAGGGUGAAACUCAAGCACACCAAUCAGCGUACUCGCCCGGGCGGGCCACUGCAGGGCUUUGUUGACGUCAAGUGGGGAACCCUGUUACACAGCAAAGCGAGUGGCUCUCCUCUUCCUCCUUACUCGCACUCUCCUACUGCCCUGCCAAGCUACUUGACUCUGGCUAAUAUAGUAACGAGACGCGUCAGUUGGGUGGACCGCCAAGCCUUUCAAAGUCGCGCUUCGUUCCGGCGUCCAAGCGCGACAGCCGGCGAUUCCCGCUUCACGGCAAUCAAACACGUGGCGAAAGCGGUGUUUCGUGGUGUUUCAGGUUGUUUCGGAUGCAAAGUGGCAGCGAGAGAGCCAGCUGGAUGUGGCCGUGACUCUACCCUAACACCGCGGACCAGACUUACUGGAUAUCGCUCUUCUCCAGCGUGCGCGACCUCACGUCGAACAGAGAAGGGGAGGGCCGUCCAGAACUGUGGCGCCACUCGUCUGCGACCGAGUGAACAGUAUAAGCGGAUACCCAAGACGGAUAGGACGACAGUAACAAGCGCACGAGUCAACACUCGUGUACAGAGCCCGGCCUCUCCGCUCCGGCUCGGGCACUAUGCUCUGGAGUGUAGCACCGGCCAUUGGACAGUCAAAUCCGCUGUACAGGCCAAAGUCCAUGUCAUGAGAUGCUGUGUUGAGCCAUACCGAGCACCUCUCGCACAUACCACACAGGGGGAGGGCGAAUUAUCGUGA
Molecule: messenger RNA, 750 nt
Organism: Dioszegia hungarica
Lineage: Eukaryota; Fungi; Basidiomycota; Tremellomycetes; Tremellales; Bulleribasidiaceae
Exons: 3
Coding region: 1-750 (249 amino acids)
Source: RefSeq, a predicted model, not a curated record